AGGACGCGAAGAAACCGCGUAUAAAUAUUGUUAUUUUUCGGAAUUGCUAUCAGUUGAUUGUUAUUAUUAACCAUGAACACCUACGCUUUUAUCACUUUCUUCGCCUUCGUUGCUGCCGCCAACGCUGGCUACUACCCAUCAGCAAAAAUUCUCCAAGGACCCAGCUCCAAAACCACAAUCGUCGGCCCCGACGGUAGCGCCAUCUCCGCUGUGGCUCCUGGAGGCUCCAUCAUCCACGAAGAACAUCCUGGUUACAUCGCUCACUCAGCUCCUCUUGCCCACCAUGCUCCUCUGGCUUAUGCUGCUCACGCACCAGUAGUGGCUCCUCUGGCAUAUGUUGCUCAUGCUCCAGUGGUAGCUCAACACGCUCCAGUUGUAGCACAGGCCUACGCAGCUCCCAUUGCUUUGGGUCAUGAAACUCAUAUUUCCAAAUACGGAACUCACAUCACUCACGGAGCACCUGCAGUAUACAGCUCUGUGGUGGAACCUGUCGCUUAUGCCAGCCAUGGACUUUACAGUAGUCAACAUCAUCAUGGUUUAUAUGCUGGACAUCAAGGAUUAUAUGCUGGACAUCAAGGACUAUAUCUUUAAUUUUGAUAUUUUUAGAAAAUAAAAUAGGCUUUAAUAGGUAAAUAGGUAGUAAAUUAUAUGUGUACAUGUCAUAAUAAAAUAAGAGAAUCAAACACAUUGAUGUAAAAUAAACAAGUCUGUAAUAUA
Molecule: messenger RNA, 717 nt
Organism: Sitophilus oryzae (rice weevil)
Lineage: Eukaryota; Metazoa; Arthropoda; Insecta; Coleoptera; Curculionidae
Product: cuticle protein LPCP-23-like
Exons: 2
Coding region: 73-591 (172 amino acids)
Source: RefSeq, a predicted model, not a curated record